CAGUUGCACCCUUAGACUACAGUUCAGUGCGGGAGCAGACAUACUGUUUGACGCAAUCUGAUUCAGAGGGGAGAAACGAACCUUCAACGAGAGGACGUAAGCGGCUGACGAACAAGGAGAAUCUGGACUUUUAAAACCGUUAGUGUUAUUUGCAAGGAGCCAACAACAAAAAGGACAAAGCACAAAGGAUACUGCUCUUUCCCUUGGAUUGCUUCGCCUCCAGGAAAUUCUCAUUCCCCUCCUUUCGAUCCAGAAGGGAGGUGACAGAGCUGCGACAGCUGCAGAGAUGAAGUACAACUACCCCGCGCCGGUGUCCACCUACACACGAAGUUCACAGUACACACCGGCGUACCACUCGCCGUCUUACUACAGCCCUUCACAUUACACGCCGGCAGCCACGUACGCGAACGUUUCCAAGUACACCCCAACGACACCGAGCAGCACUUAUUACACGCCGUCACUUUACACGUCCACGUACAAGGCCGCGUCCAAGUACGUCCCUUCGUACAGCGACGUUUCGAGGUACACCUCGACACGUCGCACUCAAGCGCAGCAAACCCGUGCGCGUGUGAUACCCGUGGCACCCGCGAAAAGGACUGUGCACUUCCCCAAUGACAUCAUCUUCCAGGACAUCGUCAGGAGAGGGGACCUGGAGCAAAUCGGACGCUUCAUGAGAGCAAGGAAGGUCCGUGUGGAUACACUCUUCCACUCAGGUAUGGCGGCUCUGCACGAAGCCGUGUUAACGGGAAACCUGGAGGUGGUGAAGCUCCUGAUCAAAUAUGGCGCCGACGUCCACCAGAGGGACGAGGACGGGUGGACGCCGCUGCACAUGGCCUGCAGUGACGGCUACCCGGAAAUUGCAAGGUACCUCCUGUCAGUGGGGGCAAGCACAGAAGCUGAGAAUGAAAGCGGGGAAAAGCCUGCAGACCUCAUUGACCCGGACUGUAAAGAGCUGGCUAAACUGUUUGAGACAGGCUGUGUGUGAGCACACGUGCACAUGACGAGUGAGGAAAAAGACACAAACGUGAUAAAAAAAAAAAAAAAUCUAUAAAAAUAAGUGGCAACACUAGUCAACCAUUUUUGCUGCAGCUUGUGCAAUGCCACUGAUUCCAGAAAGCAACAUUCUGGUUCUAACGUUGAUGAUUGCAUUUCAUCUGUAAAGGUCAUUCAUCUUUUAAAAGAUUGUAAACUAUACCAUGUUUGUAAUAACUGUCAUAUCAGAGCUGUAAAUAAUAUCGUGUGACUGUCUGAAAUGUGACCCUGAAACUAAAUGUCCUUCCCUGUAAAUUCUA
Fundulus heteroclitus (mummichog) is the source of this 1292-nucleotide messenger RNA. RefSeq names its product protein phosphatase 1 regulatory subunit 27. Gene Ontology annotation, molecular function: phosphatase binding. The record is from RefSeq and is a predicted model, not a curated record. The coding region runs from base 287 to 985 and encodes 232 amino acids. The transcript has 3 exons. NCBI's taxonomy places the organism in Eukaryota, Metazoa, Chordata, Actinopteri, Cyprinodontiformes, Fundulidae.